AUGUAUUUUUAUCCACCAGCAGCUUUCCCCAACCGACCGGAUCGACCGCCAUCUCUCCACGGUGCAAAUACAGGGAUCGGGAAGGCCACAGCAGUGGAUCUGGCCCGGAGAGGCGCCCGUGUCAUUCUGGCAUGCCGCGACAAAGCAAGAGGAGAAUCAGCUGUGUGUGACAUCAGACGGGAAAGUGGGAACUCGGAAGUGAUCCUGAUGAUCCUGGAUCUGGCCAACCUCAACUCCGUGCGAGCUUUUGCACAAAACUUCCUAAAAUCGGAGCCCCGUCUGGACAUCCUCAUCAACAAUGCCGGGGUCUUUAAGGCUGGCCAAACAGCUGAUGGCUUUGACCUGGCCUUCCAAGUCAACCACUUGGGCCACUUCUUGCUGACCCACCUGCUCCUGGACCGGCUGAAGCACUGUGCCCCGAGCCGGGUCAUAAUCUUGGCCUCGAGUAUGCAUUCCUUUGGGAAGAUCGACGUUCGGAAAAUCUACAAGCCGGCGGAGGGGAUAUGGCAGGCCACUAAAUCAUACUGCAACAGCAAACUAGCCAACAUUCUCCAUGCGCGAGAGUUGGCCAACAAGCUGGAAGGAACCAACGUCACCUGCUACGCGGUUGAUCCAGGAUCUGUUAGAACCGAACUUGGUCGCUCCUUUCCAUGGUGGGUAUUUCGGGUGUUUGGAUUCAUGAAGCUGUUCAGACGAGAUUGCAACGCUGGUGCCCAGACCACCAUCUACUGUGCGACCGAGGAGGGCAUCGAGAGGCUGAGCGGACGGUAUUUUGCGGACUGCCGGCCAAAAGUGCCCUGGCCACAGGCCUGUGAUGACCACAUGGCCAAGAAGCUCUGGGAAUUCAGCGAGAGUCUGCUGGGACUGACCACUUAAGUUGGGAAGGGACAGAGACGGAGUUUGGGGUAACCGAAGGCAGGCAUUUGAUUAGACCGGGGGAUCAAACUGCAGGGAAUCUAAAAAUUACCGGAGGUUAUGUUGUGGCUGAGACAAGCGUUGAAUUUACGAGAAGUUUUAAAACUGAAAAACAUUAUGGGGUUUCUUGUGGCAAGUUAACCAGUGUUGGGUUUGAAGGUGGGCAGUCAUAAGAAUCUUUUAAAUCAGUGCCCCUCCUCACCUUUUGGGCACCAAGGAUCAGUUCCAUGGAGAGAGGUUUUUCUAUAGACCAGAGGAUGUGUGGUUUCGCAUGCUGCCUGCAUCCCGCAGAUGGGAUGCUUCGCUUGCUUGUGUGGCCCAGUUUCUGGCAUGGUGUGGACCGGUGCCGGUCU
Crotalus tigris (Tiger rattlesnake) is the source of this 1268-nucleotide messenger RNA. RefSeq names its product dehydrogenase/reductase SDR family member 13-like. NCBI's taxonomy places the organism in Eukaryota, Metazoa, Chordata, Lepidosauria, Squamata, Viperidae. The transcript has 6 exons. The coding region runs from base 1 to 876 and encodes 291 amino acids. The record is from RefSeq and is a predicted model, not a curated record.